Cynara cardunculus var. scolymus (artichoke) is the source of this 541-nucleotide messenger RNA. RefSeq lists its product as uncharacterized. The transcript is spliced from 2 exons. NCBI's taxonomy places the organism in Eukaryota, Viridiplantae, Streptophyta, Magnoliopsida, Asterales, Asteraceae. Bases 212 to 463 code for a protein of 83 amino acids. The record is from RefSeq and is a predicted model, not a curated record.
AGCAAAGAUGGGGUUAGUUGAGUUGUAGUGGUCAGAGCAGUUGAUUUUCUUUGGGAUUUCCUUCCAAUUGUCGUCUUCUUUGUGUUCUCCGUCAACCAACGUCAGAAUCGCCCUUAUCUUCUUCCAAAAUCCAAAUUCAUCACGAUCUACUGGAACUUGAAUCGAAUAAUCUCAAAUUCAGAAGCAAAAUCGCAACAAGAAGUAGAAGAAAAUGUGUUGUUGUGGCGGUGGUGGUGAUGAUGACUGUAAAUGCAGGCCGUUAGGGUUUCUCUUAGGCCUACCGUUUGCCUUCGUCGCACUUAUCCUCUCUCUGAUCGGAAUCGUCAUCUGGAUCGUAGGGUUGAUUUUGAGCUGUUUAUGCCCUUGUUGUUUUUGUGUAACGGUGCUAGUAGAGUUGGCAAUCUCGUUGAUCAAAGCUCCAUUCUCCAUCAUGAAAUGGUUUACUGAACAGAUUCCUUGUUAGAUCUUUUCAUUUGAAUGCAGGAAUAUGAAAUCCAAACUGUUUUAUUUUGUAUAAUUCUUCCAUUAAAGUUAUUGAUCU